CCCUGUUUUAGGCUUACGGGAUGUGACAGCUGACUGAAAAUCAAUGAAGUGUGAUCUACCGAGCCUCAUAAUGAGGGCAAGAUAAGGCUGGAAAGGUGCUGCCCUGCCUUGCAGACUCAGCUGUCCGCCCUGGUUUUCAACUAGAUUGUUUUAGUCUCCUACGAAGAUGAGACUGAUUUGCUUAUGAAGAGAGAAGAUCAGAUUAGAAGGAGAAGCCACAGCGGUGCCCAUGCUGUGCCUGGUGCUCUUUGCUCUGUGUCUGAGCCACUCAGAUGUGGAUGCCUUCAGUUCAAUCGCUGAGAGUGAGGAUGCGCUCCUCAAGCACUUGUUCGAGGGCUACCAGAAAUGGGUCCGUCCUGUGCAAAACUCCAACGACACCAUCAAAGUCUUCUUCGGAUUAAAGAUAUCGCAGCUUGUGGAUGUGGAUGAGAAGAAUCAGCUGAUGACAACCAACGUGUGGCUGAAACAGGAAUGGAUGGACCACAAGCUCUCCUGGAAUCCGGAGGAAUACGGUGGGAUCACCGCUAUCCGUGUCCCCUCUGAGUCUCUGUGGCUUCCUGACAUUGUUUUGUUUGAAAAUGCUGACGGACGUUUUGAAGGAUCCCUGAUGACCAAAGCAGUAGUGAAGUACAAUGGAGUGGUGACCUGGACACCACCGGCCAGCUACAAGAGCUCCUGCACGAUGGACGUGACCUUCUUCCCCUUCGACAGGCAGAACUGCUCCAUGAAGUUUGGGUCGUGGACAUACGAUGGCAAUAUGGUGGACUUGAUUUUAGUGGAUGAAAAUGUAGAUAGGACAGACUUCUUUGAUAAUGGGGAGUGGGAAAUCUUAAAUGCCAAAGGUAUGAAAGGCAACAGGAAGGAUGGGCUGUACUCUUACCCGUUUGUUACUUACUCCUUCGUGUUGAGACGCCUUCCCCUGUUCUAUACCCUUUUCUUAAUAAUACCUUGCCUGGGGCUGUCUUUUCUAACUGUCCUGGUGUUUUACCUACCUUCAGAUGAGGGGGAAAAACUUUCACUGUCUACAUCAGUUCUAGUCUCCCUCACUGUUUUCCUUUUAGUGAUUGAGGAAAUAAUCCCUUCUUCUUCCAAAGUCAUCCCCCUGAUCGGCGAGUAUCUGCUCUUCAUCAUGAUUUUUGUGACCCUCUCUAUCAUCGUGACCGUGUUUGUCAUCAACGUCCACCACCGAUCCUCGGCAACUUACCAUCCCAUGGCUCCCUGGGUUAAAAGGCUCUUCCUCCAGAAGCUGCCUCGGCUGCUCUGCAUGAAGGGCCACGUAGAUCGCUACUCCUUCUCAGAAACCGAAGAAAAGGGAACCGCCUCGAAGUCAAAGUUCCUGGGGAAGCAGAAAUACAAGCAAGCAAAAGACAGAGAAAAAGUUGUUAUCGCCUUUCUGGAAAAGGCAGCCGACUCCAUUCGGUACAUUUCCAGGCACGUUAAAAAGGAGCAUUUCAUCAGGCAGGUUGUACAAGACUGGAAGUUUGUAGCUCAAGUCCUGGACCGGAUUUUCCUGUGGUUAUUCCUGGUGGUGUCAGUGACGGGUUCAGUUCUCAUCUUCACCCCUGCGUUACGGAUAUGGCUAAACAAUGCUUUAUAGAAAAUACUCCCACAGUAGCACACAAUAAGUACAAAGCCAAGGGAUGGUGGUGCCUUCGAGCUUAGUCUGUGUUGUACAGGAGGGAAAGCAACAGCAAGAAUGAGGGAAGGUGAUAUUUGACUGUGAGCAUUGGCUAGUGCUUUCAAUCUUCAUAUGAUUCUACCAGUUACAGAUUUUGCUGAAAUCAGAGGAGGGUUUGGUGCACAGCCAGGUCUUAAAGUGAACUGGGAUUGCACAACUAGGUUAUAAUUUUUUUGUUGGUAGCUUGAUUAUAUUACACACAGUGAUCUUACUUGAAAGGAAGAUCUGCCAGUUAAAAAGCUUCAUUAUAACAGAAGUUACAGUAGGAACACAACUCUGUACUCCGUUAUCUAUGUUUCCAAUAGAACCCACAAAGUCUCUACAGUUUCCUUCCUUCCUUCAUGCAUAUGUCAGAACUGAUAUAAUUGCAUAGCACGUGCAUCAGAAAAAGCGCAAAUACUUUUUAGAAGGGAUGUUCAAAACCUUGGCUCUCUGGUCUCACCUUGCUGCAGGAUCAGCUCAACAGUGGCACAACGUCCAUUCUUCCCAGCCCUUGUGUCAUGCAUCUCACCUCAGCCAUCAGGAAGCUACCAGGUGUUACCCACUGUUCCCUAUUAUUUGCAAUUUUGCUUGCUGCUCAUCCAGAAGGCUGAAUGAGCGGGGAUUUCCCCCAUGUUCCACACUUAGAAACUUCUUUCACCUGCUAGUUCACAAGACAAGUGGAAGAUCACCUGAAGCGUAUUGCUUGGAGGAACAGUGAUGUUCCUGAACAGUUCAGUUGGGGGGACGCUGCAAACAUAAUUUUUGGCAAAUGAAACCUGUGGUUGCUGCAGGAAUGGAGUUUCUCCUGAGUGCUGUGGGGUGGGCUGAUUACCAGGAGGAUACAUCUUUGGAUGUUGGCUUCUUCAUGUUUCCCAGGCAAUUCAGAUUUCUAUUCUUUUGAUUCAUUUAUAUGGGAUCCUCCUGCAUGAUUAGAAACAGCUCUUAAUUGUAAGUGAGAUGUGACAGAAAACACACAAGUGAAACUCUUGAGCACACAGAUGAAGCUCUCACCACCUUUGCUAGGGCAGUGUUUUCCCACACAGAGUGCUUUAGAAAAUCCCAUUCAGAACUUGUAAAUGUUUUCAAGGCUAGCAAGGGAUUGGAGCUCCAAUUUUUGACUAUCUAAAUGUAUGUAAAACCCAGGGGUGCAGGUUGGAAAGUGCUAAAAAUACAUAGAGGUAUUCUUGUGCUUGGAUUUUGCAUGCACGCCAGACCUCUGUAAAUUAACAUAAUCUUAUCUCAUUGUGUCAAUGCAGAAAAUGCUGUUCA
Messenger RNA from Myiozetetes cayanensis, 2929 nucleotides. RefSeq names its product cholinergic receptor nicotinic beta 3 subunit (gene CHRNB3). Bases 230 to 1597 code for a protein of 455 amino acids. Gene Ontology annotation, biological process: monoatomic ion transmembrane transport; signal transduction; regulation of membrane potential. Gene Ontology annotation, cellular component: postsynaptic membrane; synapse; neuron projection. The record is from RefSeq and is a predicted model, not a curated record. Lineage: Eukaryota; Metazoa; Chordata; Aves; Passeriformes; Tyrannidae. Gene Ontology annotation, molecular function: transmembrane signaling receptor activity; acetylcholine-gated monoatomic cation-selective channel activity. The transcript is spliced from 6 exons.